GGGAAUAGUUAGUGUGCGACGAAAUUUAUCGAUAGUUGGAUACAUCGCGAUCGUUGAGGGUCUGUAGGUUGUCGUAUCGAGACACCUAUUUGCUGAAAGCAUUUUCCGGCCUAUAUCUCGACAGAAAAAGGACAGACAUAUCGGCCCAGCAUGAGGCCUAUUCUCCUCCAAGGCCAUGAACGGUCUCUGAAUCAAAUCAAAUUCAACCGUGACGGCGACCUCCUCUUCUCCGUCGCCAAGGACAAAAUCGUCUGCGUCUGGUUCGCCGCCAACGGAGAACGUCUAGGAACAUACGCCGGCCACCAGGGCGCCAUCUGGACCGUCGACGUCAGCCCCAACACAGUCCUUCUCGCGACCGGAUCAGCAGAUAACUCUGUCCGAUUAUGGAAUGUGAAAACCGGCGAAUGCGUCAAAGUAUGGGAAUUCCCCACGGCCGUGAAACGAGUCGAGUUCAGCCCCGAUGGAAGUCGGAUUUUGGCUGUGACGGAGAAGCGGAUGGGUUAUUUGGGCACGAUUGUGGUGUUUGAUGUGCGGUAUGGAGAUGGGGAAGGGAAUAACUUGAAUGAGCAGACGGAUGAACCGAGUUUGAAGAUUACGUGUGAGGAUAGUAAGGCUACGGUUGCUGGAUGGAGUUAUUUGAGCAAGUACAUUAUCGCGGGACAUGAGGAUGGCAGCGUCAGUCAAUAUGAUGCCAAGUCUGGCGAACAACUCGAAAAUGUCCAAGCCCACGAGCCGGACCUGCAGAUCAACGACAUCCAAUUCUCGCAAGACCGCACAUACUUUAUCACCGCCUCCAGAGACAAAACCGCCAAAAUCCUCUCAUCCCGCAACCUCGCCGUCCUCAAAACCUAUCCCACCGACACCCCCCUCAACACAGCCGCCAUCACCCCUAAAAAGGACUAUGUGAUCCUAGGUGGUGGCCAAGCUGCCAUGGAAGUCACAACCACCUCUGCGCGUCAAGGUAAAUUCGAAGCACGCUUCUACCACAAGAUCUUUGAAGACGAAAUUGGUCGUGUGCGUGGUCAUUUCGGUCCUCUCAACACCAUCGCUGUGCACCCUGCUGGAACGGCUUAUGCCUCUGGUGGAGAGGAUGGUUAUGUUCGUGUUCAUCAUUUUGAUAAGCCGUAUUUUGAUUUUAUGUAUGAGGUUGAGAGAGAGCAGAUGAGGCGAUAGAUUUUUUGUUCCGGUUAUGUGUCAUGAUGCCUAAAGAUUUCUGCAAUGAAAAGUGGUUGGCACGAGGAGUUCUGUCUAUUUUAUCUUUUCUCUUUCAGUGGUCUCUUCACUUUAUCUAAUCUUCAAAGGUCGAGAAUGAAUAAAACUCAAACUCAUAUAGAUGUAGUCUAC
Molecule: messenger RNA, 1344 nt
Organism: Talaromyces stipitatus ATCC 10500
Lineage: Eukaryota; Fungi; Ascomycota; Eurotiomycetes; Eurotiales; Trichocomaceae
Product: eukaryotic translation initiation factor 3 subunit 2i, putative
Exons: 4
Coding region: 151-1173 (340 amino acids)
Biological process (GO): cytoplasmic translational initiation
Cellular component (GO): eukaryotic translation initiation factor 3 complex, eIF3m; cytoplasm
Molecular function (GO): protein binding; translation initiation factor activity; RNA binding
Source: RefSeq, a predicted model, not a curated record